Angiostrongylus costaricensis is the source of this 2256-nucleotide messenger RNA. Lineage: Eukaryota; Metazoa; Nematoda; Chromadorea; Rhabditida; Metastrongylidae. The record is from the annotation of a GenBank genome assembly.
AUGGAAUUACCAUCAGCAAAUGCGAAGUCUCUGGCUCCAAUCAACUUCGAUCAUUCCGAAGCCUCGGAGGAACUGAAGUUCAGUGAUGCCACUGAGGAAUCCAUCAGAGGAAUGUGUCGUUCGGAAUUCUGUCAUCCGGACCAGGAACUGACUGCACAGAUCAACGAGCUUUUCCCAACGGAACAGUCAUUAGCCCAGUUGGAUACAGUUAUUGCCGCAGUAGAGGCCGAGAUCCGCGAGCUUGAUGUGGAGCUGGCAUCCUUGGUUGAAUCACACAAUGAGGUGGGAUCACAAGGAGAAGCUGCUUUGCAAAAAGCCCAGCAAGCUAUGAUUGAUUUAGAACAGCGAAUCGACAGUAUUCGAGGAAAAACUAGAUCGUCUGAUGAGAUCGUUCGGGAAAUGACACGAGAUAUCAAGCAACUAGACAUCGCGAAAAGAAAUCUUACAUCAUCUAUAACAACACUCCACCAUUUGCACAUUUUGCUGACCGGUGUUGAUUCGUUAAGUGUAUGGGUAGAACAACGAGACUAUGCGUCUAUAGCUAGCCAACUUCCGGCAAUUCUCAAUGUUUUACAACUGUUUGAUGAGUUUCAAGACGUAGAACAAAUGGCGAAAAUCACGAGCCGACUGAAUAAAAUGAAACAAGCACUAACGAUGCAGCUGGCUGCUGACAUGAAAUCUGUUUUCCAAGCUGGUCAACUCACUGAAAGAGUAACAGAUAUGUGCCGUGUCGCUGCGGCCCUUGAGGGCAGUGUGAAGGCGAAUUUUUGUCGUUGGUUUAUCGAUCAACAGCUCUCUGAAUAUGUUGUUCUCUAUGCCGAAAACGAAGAAGGAGCGUGGCUGGAUAAGAUUGAGGAGAGGUAUAAGUGGUUCGUAAGGAGGCUAACAGAUUUUGAGAGGACAGGAUUGGCGAAAGUUUUCCCUCCUGACUGGGAGAUGGGGCGUUUGAUGACCAAGGAGUUCUGUAGUGUUACUAGAGAUGUUCUGUAUCGGAUGAUGACGCGACGACGUCCAGACCUCGACUUCCGUCUGUUGGGUCACGCUAUUCAACACACGAGAAUGUUCGAAGCACUACUGAUUAAGAGAUUUCCUCAAAAAACAGAUUUUAAUUUCGAUAAGGCAAUUUGGAGUGUAUUUGACUCGUUCUUAGACGUGUUUAUCAGUGCACAGGAAAAGACGCUCAAUGAUUUUUUGGAAGGCUGUGCGAGUAAGAUUAGAUCUGGCUCCACAGCAGAGAUGCCGUCACGUGAAUGUUCAACCCAUGCAGUGCCUUUUUCAUCUUCGGCUGACAUGUUCCUGCUGUUAAAAAAGGUGAUUACCGAAUGUAGCAAGAUUAGUAGUGAACCUGAUGCAUUACUAAAGGAUGUCGUUGGUGUAGUACGUUUAUGCUUGCGUAACUAUGCCUACAGCUGCUUGACAGCAUUUUUACCGACAGCUCAUGGACAACAGAGCUCAGCAAAUCUGUUCAGUUUGAUUCGUGAAGACACAACAUCCUUACGAUUAACGGGAGAUCAGCAAUUUACCACUUGUUGUAUUCUGGCUACAGCUGACUGGUGUGCUGAAACAACUUUACAGUUGCAGGAAAAACUUGCUUUGCGUUUGCCGGGUGUUGAUUUAAGUCAAGAAAUGGAGACAUUCUACGGCAUUACAAAUCAGGCACUAGCUAUUUUGGUACAAGAUCUCGAAGUAGCGUGUGAUAGUGCGUUGCAAGCAAUCGCUAAGAUAAAUUGGUCAGCUGUAGAUGGAGUGGGUGAUGAAUCGUCAUUUGUGGGUGCGAUUCGUUCACAUCUGCGAGCUGCAGUACCUCAGCUCCGUGAUUUAUUAUGCGACAGACGGAAGUAUUUUGCACAUUUAUGCUUGAAACUGGCUACUCAACUAGCGCAGAAGUUCGUUGGGGCAUUGUUUAGAUGCAAAUCGAUUAGUACUCACGGAGCUGAGCAACUACUUCUGGAUACUCACUCAUUGAAAUCGUUUCUCUUACAAAUGCCUUCCAUUGAUAGUGCUAUAGCUGCAAAACCACCAAUAGCAUACGUUGGCGGUGUCAGUGCGGCGUUGAAUAAAGCAGAAAUGAUUCUUAAGGUGGUUAUGUCAAGCAUGGAUACGCCUGAGGACUUCUUAGAGCACUACUCAACUUUGCUUCCUGAAUCAAAUACGGCAGAAUUGCAAAAGGUCUGGUGCUGUUUCACUUUUUUUCGAUUUCAUAUAACAAUCCUUACAACCAUCUUUAAAAUUUUCUGCUCUAGAUUUUGGCAGUAA